AUGCAUUUGCUCACCGCACCUUCAGUUGCAGGCGGCUUUUCCUUUCUCGCCCAAUUUUCGAACACCGACGGCGGAUAUGAGAACCCCCUAAUAAACCUCUCCUGCAGCCUCCCUUCAAACAAGAGGAGGCCAGCUUCGCUUGGCGCUUUAAAAGUGUCGGUUUCAAAUGGCAGCAGCACGAGCUCAGUUGAUGGGCUCUAUCCAUCUCUACACAUUGACGAUCCUAGCCGUGCCCGGAGGCUUGCGGAUUGGAAAGCUGCAAGGGUGUACUUGGACAAGGGAGUCGUCUUUGCGGGAAAAGUUGAAGGAUAUAAUGCUGGUGGCUUGCUGAUAAGAUUUUACUGCCUUCUUGGUUUUCUUCCGGCCCGGGAGUUGUCCCCCUGUCGUAGAUGCAAAGAACCUCACAAGACCAACCAAGAGAUUGCAAGAUUUUUGGUGGGUUCUAUUAUUUCUGUGAAGAUCAGUGGACAAGGAUAUGAGAAAAGGGUAGUUUCCCAGGAUUUGGAGAUUUGGCUUUCAAAUGCACCACCUAAAGGAGAUCGAUUCACCCUUCUUGCUCGAGCGGGAAGACAGGUGCAAGAAAUACAACUAUCGUCAUCACUUGAUCAAGAUGGAAUUAAGAGGGCACUGCAGCGGGUGGUGGGACGCAGUCCAUGA
Molecule: messenger RNA, 657 nt
Organism: Striga hermonthica
Lineage: Eukaryota; Viridiplantae; Streptophyta; Magnoliopsida; Lamiales; Orobanchaceae
Source: the annotation of a GenBank genome assembly